Molecule: messenger RNA, 1638 nt
Organism: Fraxinus pennsylvanica
Lineage: Eukaryota; Viridiplantae; Streptophyta; Magnoliopsida; Lamiales; Oleaceae
Source: the annotation of a GenBank genome assembly
AUGAAUUCCUCCAAGGGUGCCUGGAAAUCUGCCAUUUUCAUCAUCUUUGUAGAGGUGGCUGAGCGAUUUGCCUACUAUGGGGUGUCGGGGAACCUGUUCUCGUACUUGAUUAAGGAGGUUGGCCAGCCUACCGCCACCGCCGCCAAGAAUGUCAACAUCUGGCAAGGUGUCUCCGCCGUGUUUCCGGUGGUGGGUGGCUUCCUUGCUGAUUCUUAUACAGGAAGAUUCUGGACCAUCCUCUUAUCCUCCAUCAUAUAUCUCACUGGUUUGGUUUUGCUAACCAUAGCAGUGUCGAUAAAAUCCAUAGCCCAUGGCCAUGUUUUUUUCUUUAUAGCACUUUAUAUUAUUGCAAUUGGAGAAGGUGGGCACAAGCCAUGUGUGCAGACUUUUGCUGCUGAUCAAUUUGAUGAAAAUCUACCUGAAGAAAAGGCUGCAAAAAGUUCAUUUUUCAAUUGGUGGUAUGUGGGAAUUGUGUGUGGUGCUACUGCUGCUGUUUUGGUGGUAAUUUACGUGCAGGAUUAUGUUGGGUGGAAUUUUGGUUUCGGAAUGCUGGCGGUGGCCCUGGCAGCCGCACUCGUGGUGUUCUUGAUUGGAAGCAGGACUUAUCGCUGCCAAGCUCCAGUAGGGAGUCCAUUUACUAGGGUGGCACAAGUUGUUGUUGCGGCCAUGAGAAAGCGGAAACUAUCAGAGAGGGAGGGCCGCGGCAUUUGCCAAGAAGAGGAUAGCAGCAGUAUCUGCUUGGAGGGCGGGGUGAGAAUUUGUACUCUGGUCCGCACUAGUAAGUUUAGAUUUUUUGACAAGGCCAUGAUUAUAGAUGAAAUAGAUGCAUCUAGUGAGAAAAGAAACCAGUGGAGACUUUGCUCUGUAAACCAAGUCGAGGAAGUAAAGCUUCUCCUCCAGCUGAUUCCCAUUUGGUUUAGUUGUUUGAUGUUUGCUGUUGUGAUUGCGCAACUUGGCACUUAUUUUACCAAACAAGGUAGCACUAUGAACAGAUCUAUUGGACGAAACUUCCAUAUACCAGCAGCAUCCUUUCAAGUGUUCACUGGUUUCACAAUUCUUACCGCGGUUCUGCUAUAUGAGAAACUCUUUGUUCCAAUAGCUAGACGAAUAACCGGGCACUCUUCUGGGAUAACGAUUCUACAAAGAAUCGGGUUUGGACUAUUCUUAUCCAUAAUUACCAUGGUCGUGGCAGCUUCCGUAGAGGCCAGAAGGGUCGGGAUUGCAAGAAAAAACGGGCUUAUCGACUCUCCAAAAUCAGUAGUUCCAAUGAGAGUUUGGUGGUUAGUUCCACAAUACAUGUUGGCAGGGCUCUCCGAUGUUUUUACAGUGGUUGGAUUGCAGGAGCUAUUCUACGAUCAAAUGCCUGUUGCAAUGAGAAGCAUCGGUGCAGCUGCAUACAUCAGUGUUGUGGGCGUUGGGAGCUUUUUAAGCAGUGUUCUGAUAUCUGUUGUGCAAGAAAUUAGUUCAAAAAGUGGGCACAAGUGGCUUGGUAACAACAUUAAUCAAGCAAAUCUUCCCUACUUUUACUUGGUUUUAGCAGCUUUGAGUGCUGUUAAUUUGUGCGUUUACAUCUUUAUUUCGAAAAGAUUUGCGUACAAGAAAAUCGAAUCUCAAGGUCAUUCUAUUGUAAAAGAAUGA